CAUUCAUAAUUGGAAGAUCUCUCUCUCUCUACUUUUUCAAAAUUUCCCUCUCUCUCUCUCUCACACAGAGCAAGUGAGAAAACAACAAUGGCUGUGGAACCGUUAAGCCCUAAGCCAACAGCGCAGAGAGGUACAACCACCAACCGUCUCCAAUCACCGAACAGCCCGUUAUUUCUGGGCUCCAACGACGACCAACUCGAACGCGCCCAGGCACGCGCUGCACGCGCCGCCGCCAAUCGCCGCGUUGCCCCUACCACCACCUCUGCCGCCACCAACACCACAACAACCGACCCUUACCUUAGCAAAGAACAGAUCGUCGACUUGUUCCACAAUUGCAUUAAGCUCGCCAGCGAAAAUAAAAUAAACCAGAAGAACACUUGGGAGCUGAAGCUUAUUGAUCAUCUUAGUGAGAUUAUCAAAGUUGAAUCUGAAAAUGAUACGGAGACUAAUUUUCAAAAGGCAAGUUGCACAUUGGAAGCAGGGGUGAAAAUUUACUCAGUGAGGGUUGAUUCAGUGCACUCGGAAGCAUAUAAGGUUUUGGGAGGGAUCAACAGAGCUGGAAUAGAAGAUGAACAAGAAACUAUUUUAGAUGGUGACAAUGGGCAGGACACGGCUCACUCUAAGAAAGAGACUGCGAGGAAGAUUUCACCACUGUCAACAUUGGAAUCCUCUUUUGAAGCUCUUAAUGUAAAGAAAUUUGAUGUUGCAUUUUCAGUGGAUCCACUAUAUCAUCAGACAUCUGCACAAUUUGAUGAAGGUGGAGCCAAAGGUCUUCUACUGAAUAACCUUGGAGUGUAUGGAGGAUGUCGGGUACUUUUUGAUUCUUUUGAAGUACCAGGGAAGUGCAAAUCAUGUUCAUCCCAAAAUGAUACUUCUGAUAUGGUUGAUCUCUCUUUUGCCAAAGAGUCCAUUGAGCAGAUGGUGGUGAACAUGCGUGCAUCAAAUGAAAUUUCUCCUACUCUCAAGGAGAUUAUCUUUCAAUUUGAUAAGGAUAAUCAAAGGCCAUCACAAACAUUCAAUGUCGGUCAGCAAUCAGAUGCGACUGCUGAUGCAUAUGAUGCUAAUGAAGUUGAUUUUGAUUCUAAUUUAUUUGGGAAUAAUGAUGCAUGGACCUUUGAUCACGAGGCUGAGACAAGUUCUGUUAACCAGAGCUCCAGUUUUGGAGAUCCUAGUUUUCAAAGUCAUGAGGAGAGUGAUCCCUAUACAAUGUGUGAACCUGAUGUGGGUGACAGAUUCGAGAAAGUUUCCAUGUUUCUGUUUCAAGGGCUUGGAAUCACUUCAAAACAAAAUGCAUGGGCAGGUCCUGAUCAUUGGAAGUACCGGAGGUCUAAGGGUUCAGAGGAUACUCCUGCCCCAGAAAGUGGAUCAACCAUCACAAAUAAGAGAAUGAAGAAGAAAAUCCUCACUGAAGUUGACAUUGACUUCACAAAUUCCUUGAACAAGGAAGUGGAUGAUAUCUUUCUUCCCCCCAAAAAUCCAAAGUCCUUACUUUUACCUGCAAAUAGAGCACCAACUAGUAACAGACUUCCAGAUGAUUGCCAUUAUCAACCUGAGAAUCUUGUCAAAUUGUUUCUUCUUCCCAAUGUUCUGUGCCUUGGGAAGAGAACAUGGAAAUUUUCAGAUGCUAACUCAUGGCAAGGAAACAAUGAUUUUGGUGAAGCGUUGCCAUCAUGGGACAAUGAGAGUGUGCUUAGUGGUCAAUAUGAUGAUGGAUGUGUUCAUAAUGAUGUGGAGGAGAUAGAUGGACUUGUCUCUCAACCUCGCCGGGUAAACAAAAUUGAAGUUCAAUAUGACAAAACUUCAAAACAAGUUGAUGUACAUGCAUUGAAGGAAACUCUUUGGGGUCAGAUUCAAGAAUCUACUGAAGUUCCUGAGCCAGUGUGCGAAGAUACAAUUUCUUUCAGACAUCUCUUGUCCACCUUUCCUGCCGAAUGCCAAGCUGCUGCUCCAGAGGAUAUCUCUCCCCAUUUGUGUUUCAUCUGCCUAUUGCAUUUGGCCAAUGAGCAUGGUUUAAGCAUCCAUGAUUGCCCCACUCUAGAUGAUCUCAGAAUAUGUCUUCCGUCUUCUUUCUGAAACUCAGAUGGAGUAGUUCAGGUUUCAUCCUAUAACCAAGAUGCCACUUGAUUUUUGUAUUAUAAAAAUUGGGAAAAUAGCAUGUAUCUCUCUCUCUUUUUUUGGGUGGAAAUAGCUUGUAUCUCUUAUAUGCCUAGUUCUUGCAACCAUUCAAGCACUAGAAAUCAGAAUUCUUAAAAAAAGAAAAAGAAAUCAUAAUUGUAACAAUUAGCAGUAUUUUCUGGUCUUUGUUGUAUGAUUACGUCUUAAUUUUGUGUAUAGGUGGGUUUUAUUGUUUUCAGCAUAUCUGGCUUUGUAUAUGCUGCUAUAUGCGCACGAGUAUAGUGUUAUUUGGAAUCAUAUCUU
Messenger RNA from Quercus lobata, 2418 nucleotides. Its product is annotated as condensin complex subunit 2-like. Gene Ontology annotation, molecular function: chromatin binding. The record is from RefSeq and is a predicted model, not a curated record. Gene Ontology annotation, biological process: mitotic chromosome condensation. The transcript has 13 exons. The coding region runs from base 88 to 2073 and encodes 661 amino acids. Lineage: Eukaryota; Viridiplantae; Streptophyta; Magnoliopsida; Fagales; Fagaceae. Gene Ontology annotation, cellular component: condensin complex.